GCUUACGUCUUUGCAUUAACCGCGAGUCCUUUUUCUUUCCUCCCCCCUGAUGCUUGUGCUUUUUACUCUGUCGCAGAGAACUGGCCGGCGCCACAAGACUCCAAACAAGUUUCAAAGUCCAAUCUCAACAAACUCGGUGAGCGAGAGCCAAGCGACGCGAACUGCUGAGCUGGGAAGAAGUGUAGAGGCACGCAGUGUACCGGCUGCCUGCUGUAUUUUUUUUUAAUAUACCUGGAACUGAGAGCUGGAACCUUGGACAAGGUCCUGUGUGCAUGUCUUAGAAUGAGAAGGUAGAAAUAACUUACAUGGAACUCUUAUGUCAUAUCUCACUGGAAAUCAGUGACAUUGCUUUGCCAGCAAGGCGUGCCUGUUCUCAAUCUCUGCAAGAAAACUGCCCCUCUUUAAAAAAAACAUUGUUUUUCAAAUAUAUAUAUAAUAGUUUUUAAAACCCCCAUUCUGGGGUGGAGAGUUCUGGUUCACGCCACCGGCACCCACUCUGGACAACAUGCACACACAACUGUCUGGAUUCAGUUAACUGGAUCAUUGUGGAAGGAGAGAGAGGAGAAAAACACCAAGAUUCCUUAUGAAGGAAGCAAAUACUUUGAUAAACAUCGUUAUUUUCCUGCAGUUCUUUCUGCUCAAUAUUAUUGGAGGACCUAUAUGCAAGACUGGGAACCCAGUGACUGAUGACAUAAGACGCAUUGAUGAGCUGGUUGGGAACUUGCCGAGUGAUUAUAAAAUCCAGAUAAGAUAUAUUUCUAAAGUCUCUAAUGUGACUGAUACAUGUUGGCUUCAUCUAACAGUGCCUGAAAUGUCCUUCAGCUUGGAUGCUCUUUCAGAAAAGUUUGCCAAGAAUUCGUCCAAUUAUUUAAUUAUCGAGAAUCUCCACCGGAUUCUGCAUGGCAUUCACAACUGUCUGUCUGAGGAUGGGAAGGAUUACGUGGAUGAAUCUGAAUUCAAUUGUGAAAAAUCCGACCUGGUGCCUAAGCAAUACUUUACUUACUUCAACGAAAUUAUUAGCGCCUUCCAGUCUGCAGGGGACAGCAGCCCUUGUGACUCUGAAGUGGUCUGCAGGAUGGAAGGGCCAGACACAGGGCGUGGCUCCAACUCUACCUCACAUACUCUGGAGCAGACAAAUAAAACCUGUGUGCCUAGAUGUGAACGCACACUACCGGAGCUUGGUAGACUGGUCCGUGCUAAAAGACACUCUCUCAGAGCCAAGGAGCUACAAAAUGGUUUAAACCGUUUCAAGGAAGGUUGCCCGCAUUGUGAAACAGUCAUGGGCUAUUUACCUACGAUAUUAAUCGCUACUGCUUGCACUGUGAGCGCCAUGUUGAUUCUCGUGUGCCUGAUUGUCCAGCUACAGAAGCACCAGAGAAGAAACAGCACCAGUCAAAGUUAUCAGACAGACAUCGAGAGUGAACGGCAAAGGGAGGAGAAUGAACAAGCAGUCCAAUUCAUCGCUGGAAAUGAAGAUUCUUGUACAUAAAGUUAUCGGUCAAUGAUGUGGCACAGUUUUGUUUGGUUUCCGAACUGGUCCAAUAUUCUCUACAGCUGUAUUAUUUCCAUUUGACAUGAAGCAAGGGACAGGACUGAUGUGACGUUGUGCUGGCAUCUCCUUUGGUGCACUGGUAACAGGAGGUGCUCCAAAUCAGGUGUUGGACGGGCAACCUUAGCUGAAGGGAGUUCACUCCCGUUCUCCAUGUGGAAUUCAUUCCUUAUCAUCCACAACUAGCAAUGAACCUACAUCGUAUCGCGCCUUCCCAUCAGCCCGAAUAUCACAACCAAGACUUUAGAUUGAAACGGAUGGUGGAACUAAGGAGAGUCUUGCACCCACUUUCAUGGUGUCAAAGAAUACUUUGGGUUCCAGCACCACAAUCUGUAGCCAAACAUGGCGGCAGGGCGGAUGUCGGAUCUACGCUUUACACUUUGAAUGAUGCAACGCGGAAGGAGGCCAUUCGGCCCAUGAUGGCCGUGCUGGACUUUGCACAACCCAUUACAUACACGUUGAGCUUAAAUGUACGGGCAACAUCGCAGGUGGAGUCCCAUUGGGAAGGGUUGCAAGUGAACGAGCUGCUCUGGGUCAGAAGAAUUCGGCCCUAGGUUGGAUUUUCUGAAUGCUCGAUUGUCUUAAACUCUGCCUAGCUGAUAUUAUAGCUGACGUGGAAGUAUGAAGGUAACUUGGAAAUACAGUUCACUCCUACAUUACCCUAAGCAGGAGGGUAACAGGAAACCAUUUUAAAGCCAUAUGAACGCACCAAGAUCUGGAAUGGAUAACCCUGGAACAUUUGCUGGCUCUUUCCUGACCAGUCCUGUAGAUAUAUCUAUUAAGAACCAGUUAUUUCCCUUUGUAUAUUAUAGUCUAUGUUUAUAAAAUGAAUGGGUCACGAUAA
Messenger RNA from Amblyraja radiata (thorny skate), 2393 nucleotides. It is a transcript of the gene kitlga, whose product is annotated as kit ligand a. Lineage: Eukaryota; Metazoa; Chordata; Chondrichthyes; Rajiformes; Rajidae. The transcript has 10 exons. Gene Ontology annotation, cellular component: plasma membrane. Bases 584 to 1489 code for a protein of 301 amino acids. The record is from RefSeq and is a predicted model, not a curated record. Gene Ontology annotation, molecular function: cytokine activity; stem cell factor receptor binding. Gene Ontology annotation, biological process: cell adhesion; positive regulation of cell population proliferation.